CUUGUAAGAAACGGAGGUGAGGGACCCCAAAAUUCCCCAUCUAUGUCAAGUGUCAACAAUACAUGAGUCAACUUCAAUCCGUCCUGCUGUCUGCCAAUGCUAUCCCUUACGCUAUUGGUCAUUUAAUAACAGUCAACUCCGUCCCCAUUGGUCGAUGCUCUAAGGCUAUAGAAGACACCAGUUUCUGCAGUCCAGUGUUUGUUAUUUGGUGCAGUGGAGGCUGUUUAGCAAGUUGGAAGGUCGAGGAAAGAUGUCAAGCAAUCACAUGAAUGGAGUCAACGGUGUAGGACUUGAUGGAGGACAGCAAUGGCACGUAGGUUUGCUCAAUGCCCAAUUUAAGUAUCUAACAGCGGAAACAUUCGGAUGUAAGGUAAAUGCCAACGGCACGGCACUGAAGAAGAAACAGUUAUGGAGCCUUGAGGCGUAUGGCGAUGACGAUGGCAUCUGUUUGAAGAGUCACUUAGACAAAUAUUUGGCUGUGGAUCAGUUCGGUAACGUUACUUGCGAUUCGGAGGUUAAGGAAGGGGGAGUAAAGUUUUUCGUCACUAUAGCCGAGGAUGGAUCUGGCCGUUGGGCGCUACGCAAUGCUAUACGCGGCUAUUAUUUGGGUGCCAGUACCGACAAGCUCGUAUGCACUGCCAAAGCUCCAGGACCCGCCGAAUUGUGGACCGUCCACUUAGCAGCAAGACCACAGGUGAACAUAAGAUCAGUCGGUAGACGACGUUAUGCUCGGAUCUCUACUACUUUGGAAGAGAUCCAAGUGGAUGCCAACACCCCAUGGGGAGAAGAUACCCUGUUCACUUUAGAAUUCCAAGAUGGCAAAUAUGCCAUUCAUACGUGCACCAAUCGUUACGUUCAAAAUGAUGGUAAACUAGUGGACAGCUGCUUACCCGAUUGUCUUUACACGCUGGAAUUCCAUUCAGGUUAUCUGGCUCUGAGAGAUAAUCAGGCUCGUUAUUUAUCACCCAUAGGGAGUAAGGCCAUUCUACGUACUCGAUCCCAAACUGUUACCAAAGACGAACUGUUCACCUUGGAAGAUUCUAUUCCUCAAGCUGCUUUUGUGGCAUUUAAUGGAAAGUACGUUUCGGUCAAACAAGGGAUUGACGUGACAGCAAAUCAAGAUGAAAUAUCGGAUCACGAGACUUUCCAGUUGGAAUUUGAUAAGUACACCAAGCGUUGGUACAUCCGAACCAUGCAGGACAAGUAUUGGACAUUAGAGAGCAGUGCUGGAAUUCAAGCCAAGGCCGACAAAGGAACUUCCAACAGCCUUUUCUCGUUGGUAUGGCAACCGGAAGGAAGUGUGGCAUUUAUCGCCAACAAUGGAAAAUAUGUAGCUGCGAAGAAAAGCGGCCAUCUUUUCGCCAAUAGCGACAAAGUCGACGAGACAGAACGAUUUUUCUUCUAUCUGAUCAACAGGCCGACUUUAGUAUUGAAAUGCGAACAGGGAUACGUGGGUUAUAAAACUGCUAGCACUCCCAAACUCGAAUGCAAUAAAGCAUCUUACGAAACCAUCCACGUGGAAAAGGACGAAAAGGGGAUAUGCUUCUUCAGAGGUAAUAAUAAUAAAUACUGGAAUGUAUCGGGCGAUGGAAUCUCUGUGGACUCCGAUUCUCCCCAGGGAUUUUAUAUAGAGUUAAGAGAACCGUCGAAACUCUGCAUCAAAACCUACGAUGGCUGUUACGUCAACGCCGAGAAAAACGGUUCCUUUAAGGCAACAGGAACUGAUCCCAACACCGCUACACUCUGGGAAUAUUGAAAAAAAAAGGAAA
Messenger RNA from Centruroides sculpturatus (bark scorpion), 1769 nucleotides. RefSeq names its product protein singed-like. Lineage: Eukaryota; Metazoa; Arthropoda; Arachnida; Scorpiones; Buthidae. Gene Ontology annotation, molecular function: protein-macromolecule adaptor activity; actin filament binding. Bases 251 to 1756 code for a protein of 501 amino acids. Gene Ontology annotation, biological process: establishment or maintenance of cell polarity; actin filament bundle assembly; cell migration. The record is from RefSeq and is a predicted model, not a curated record. The transcript is spliced from 5 exons. Gene Ontology annotation, cellular component: actin cytoskeleton; cytoplasm.